Hypoxylon trugodes is the source of this 991-nucleotide messenger RNA. Its product is annotated as mitochondrial ribosomal protein L37-domain-containing protein. The transcript has 2 exons. Gene Ontology annotation, molecular function: structural constituent of ribosome. The coding region runs from base 71 to 736 and encodes 221 amino acids. Lineage: Eukaryota; Fungi; Ascomycota; Sordariomycetes; Xylariales; Hypoxylaceae. Gene Ontology annotation, cellular component: mitochondrial large ribosomal subunit. The record is from RefSeq and is a predicted model, not a curated record.
AAAAUUUCUGGAGCUUCAAAUCUAAUCUACAACCACCAAAAGUCCCAUCACCAACCCAUAAACGCCCACCAUGAUCUGCCCGCGAUGUCUCCAACGAGCCUCAACGGCGCUCAGCUCACGCAGGAUACCACAAAUAUCAGCCUCUAUACCAUUAAGACCUCGUAACGGAAGCGCCACCCUACGGCCAUUCUCAAGCACCAUCACACGACGAACUUCCUCACCCGCACCCACACCACCAUCCACACCCGCAAGCGAAUCCCCCGUAUUCAAAACCCCCCUCUCUGACGUCCCCUCCUCGGACAAACCCAAACUCUCAGCAUGCGCCCAGGGCACCGUCUUAACCGGUCUAAACUACUUCAAGAACCGCAACGACCCCGUCGCACUCGCCGACGACGCCUACCCAGAGUGGCUAUGGAAAUGCACAGACGUCCUCAAGAAAACAGACGAAGAAGCUGACAACGAAGCCGGUGAUGAAUUCUCAAAAUCGCGAAAACAGCGUCGUCUAGCCGCAAAACGGCAACGAGCCACCGAAGCCCGUCUCCUAGCCGAAGGCAACCUCGAAGCCCUCGCGCCCAAGAUCCCUCUACAACAGCAAAGUAUCAACUUACCCAGCAACGAGGAGGGUACAGUGGAGGGCGCCAUUGCAGCUGCGAAGGCGAGAGAAGAAUUGCGCGCGGCUAUGCGCAGGGAGCGGAAGGCUAAGAUUAAGGAGACUAAUUACUUGAAGAGCAUGUAAAAUAUCCAGGUAUGGUGUACUUGGCUGUUAAAAUACUACUACGCCUAUCUCAAAAGGCCCGGUGUGAGUUUAGCUGAGGUCAGUGGGAUUAUGCUUGGGGGAGCAGGGCGUAGUAACGCUGGAUAUCAUAUAGCUCUACUACUUGAGAUGUACCAUAUGCAACUAGACCUGUAUACAAGCCAAAUAUGUUAAAAAGUGGUAGCCUCUUACUAUACUGUCCUACAGUAUCACAUUAAAAGCCGUAAAUAUCAUCAU